This is a messenger RNA of Aspergillus japonicus CBS 114.51, 1438 nucleotides long. RefSeq names its product putative GPI anchored protein. NCBI's taxonomy places the organism in Eukaryota, Fungi, Ascomycota, Eurotiomycetes, Eurotiales, Aspergillaceae. The record is from RefSeq and is a predicted model, not a curated record. Bases 489 to 1109 code for a protein of 206 amino acids. The transcript has a single exon.
CCGUCAAAUCCGCGAGCAAGUGGAUGCACAAACCGACAGCCACGGUGGCUUGGGACGGCAAUGCCCAUCGGUGAAUGGAUGCUAUUCUUGUCCUUUUAGAAAAUGCGAUUGGAAGGGGGGUCGGGCAACUGUUGGAACUGGGACGAAACUGGGAGCGGACCCUCCAGGGGACUGACGAUCCCCAAAUCUCAGUUCCUGGAGGGUUUUGUGUACCCAUCAUUUGCCGCAUCUGCCGAUUGUUAUAAAUGGCUCAUCUUUCGUCGUUACCUAGCGCUGAUCUUUUGUGAUCUACUCUCUUUUCAAACAUACAAAUACCCCAUAUUACCCCGGGUCGAAUCACAGUUAUCACCAGCGUCUCUUAUCCUUAUCCUUAUCCUUAUCUCGCCUAACCACUUCCCACUCACCACCUCUACUAUACAACUCUCGCCCUCAGCGAUAAAGUUACCAACCACAUUAUCCCUUCAACCAGACCACUAAAAAUCGUCACCAUGCAACUCCAGACCCUCCUCUUGACCACCGCCCUCUUCAGCGCCUCCGCCCUCGCUGCCCCCCAGCCCCAGGGCGACAUCGUCGGCAGCAUCGUGUCGGAUGCCGAGGGCAUCGCGCAGACCGUCGCCUCGGGGGCCGAGAACGCGGCGACCAACAUCGUGUCGGCGGCCACCUCGAUCGCCAGCGCGGCCGAGACGGGCGGUGCGGCGGCCGCCUCGGACGCGCGAUCGUGGGGUGAAUCGGUGGCCUCCAACGCCGAGUCCUACGGGCAGUCGGUGGCCUCGGACGCGCGGUCCCGGGCUUCUGAUGUCGCCUCCAAGGCCUCCUCCCGCUGGGACGACCUGACCACCCUCACCGGCACCAACGGCGAGGCCACCGCCACUUCGACCGUCUCCGGCGGGAACACCGCGACGGUGACCACGGCGACCGCCACCACCACCGGUACCACCUCUACGACCGGUACCUCGACCGGCAGGAGCUCGAGCUCGAGCAGCAGCAGCAGCAAUACCGCCUCGAGCUCCAGCUCCGAGGGCGCAGGUGUCCAGGCUACUCCCGCUGCCGUGCUGGGCUAUGGAAUCGCCGGUGUGGCGGGUGUCUUGGGUGUGAUGGCUGCUUUGUAAGGGGUGGAGUUGGCUUGAACCACUGAUUCAUUUUCGGUUUAUUUUCAAGAGAUCACGAUGGAUCUAAGACACCCUUUCUUUUUUUCGGGUGGACUGUACAUGACACUAUUCAACAUACCAUUGUUCAUAACUAUAUCCCUGUUUUUUUUUUUUUUUUUUGCAUUUUCCUUUUUCGUUUGCAUGUUUCAUACAUAGCAUGCAGUCCAUAGAACGAUGCUUUCCUUUCUGUUCUUAUUCCUCUGAGAUUACCGGAUAAGCCGUAAGUUAGCGGCUGUAUACCUCCCUCGUUCGAUUCCACCUAGUACGAGCACCAGAACCCCUGCGCUUGA